Messenger RNA from Oncorhynchus keta (chum salmon), 3952 nucleotides. Its product is annotated as piggyBac transposable element-derived protein 4-like. The record is from RefSeq and is a predicted model, not a curated record. The coding region runs from base 1676 to 2980 and encodes 434 amino acids. The transcript is spliced from 2 exons. NCBI's taxonomy places the organism in Eukaryota, Metazoa, Chordata, Actinopteri, Salmoniformes, Salmonidae.
CGGGGACUACUGUAUUAAAGAGAACACAUAACUACUGUAUUAUAGAGAACACAUAACUACUGUAUUAAAGAGAACCCAUAACUACUGUAUUAAAGAGAACCCAUAACUACUGUAUUAAAGAGAACACAUAACUACUGUAUUAUAGAGAACACAUAACUACUGUAUUAUAGAGAACACAUAACUACUGUAUUAAAGAGAACACAUAACUACUGUAUUAAAGAGAACACAUAACUACUGUAUUAUAGAGAACCCAUAACUACUGUAUUAAAGAGAACACAUAACUACUGUAUUAAAGAGAACACAUAACUACUGUAUUAUAGAGAACACAUAACUACUGUAUUAUAGAGAACACAUAACUACUGUAUUAUAGAGAACACAUAACUACUGUAUUAUAGAGAACACAUAACUACUGUAUUAUAGAGAACCCAUAACUACUGUAUUAAAGAGAACACAUAACUACUGUAUUAUAGAGAACACAUAACUACUGUAUUAUAGAGAACACAUAACUACUGUAUUAUAGAGAACACAUAACUACUGUAUUAUAGAGAACACAUAACUACUGUAUUAUAGAGAACACAUAACUACUGUAUUAUAGAGAACACAUAACUACUGUAUUAUAGAGAACACAUAACUACUGUAGGAGAGAGGACACAUACAGUUGAAGUCGGAAGUUUACAUACACUUAGCUUGGAGUCAUUGAAACUCUUUUUUUUUUUUUUUAACCACUCCACAAAUUUCUUGUUAAAACCUCUUUAGGCUAUGCAGGACGUUAGCGUCCCGCAUAGGCUAACAUCUGGUGAAAUAGCAUAGCGCAAAGAUACUAAAUACACAAUUCGUAAUAUUAAACGUUCUUGUAAAUACAUGUAUCUAACAUCAUUUAAAAGCUUAACAUCUUCUUAGCAAUCCUUACGAUAAUCUGAUGACAGCGCGCCACACACACACAAGUAUUACUAGCAUAUUCCAACCAAGCAUUAGCGUCACUAAAAACAAGAAUUGGCACUAAAAUAAUGAAUUACCUUUGAAGAUCUUCUUUUGGCAAUACAAAAAGUCCAAUCUUCACAAUAAAUUUACAUUUACAUUUAAGUCAUCUAGCAGACGCUCUUAUCCAGAGCGACUUACAAAUUGAAUAGUUGUUUUGUUCGAUUAAAUCCAUUUUUAUAGCAUAAAACGACACAUUUUGUUAAAUGGCUUGUGUCAUGAAUUCCGUAUCCUUCAACUUUCAAUGAGACAUUCGAUGCAAUUACUCACACUACAUUUACGUUUAUCUAGUCAUGGUUGGUUUCAUUGUAAUCCUCUGUUAGUAACACAGCCAUACUUGAUGGUUCUUUUUACAGGCGUAUUGACCGAAAGGAACUGAUUUGAACACAGCAAACAAUGACCUCAUUGCGUGCCAAUGAUAUCACCAGUGCUUCUUUGAAUGACUGUAUUUCUGCCCAAUCACCACUGAUUGUCUUGAAAUCUCGCUUGGUAGACAGCCAAUGGGCUGAGGUAAACGGCAAUAUCUAAUGUUUAUAUCCGGGAAGACCAGCUUUUGAACAUUUGUUUUUAUUUUACCUUUAUUUAUUUGAGCGUAACACAGCCAUUUGCCAUUGGAAUUUCUACCCGAAGGAGCCACUUUGUUUGCGCGAAGCAGUAUUGAGUCAAGAUCAUUUUCCGCUAUUUUAUUGAAGGAAUUAUGGCGAGUAAAUCUGGAAAAUCAAAGGCAAAGUCCAAGUAUACAGAUCUACAUGAUAUUAUUGAUGAGAUUGAUAGAGAAAGUGACACAGAAUUACAAGAAGAUCUAUCGGAUUGUAUGUCAAGUUUGGACUCCCAAUUUGAGGACAUGUUUCUGUAUGGUGAAGAUGCCAUUCUCGAUUGUCCCUCCGAUUCUGAUUGGGAGCCCCCAUUGCCAAGGUGCCCAUCCCCCACAGGAGCUGGAUCAUCUAGCUGGACCCCUGCUGUCUCCGGCUCCACACCUACCCCCGCCCUGCCAGGUGGGAAGUCUGUGACAAAGAAGUGGAGGUGGGGAAGAGCGAAACCUGCAAUCAGAGAGGAGGAGGGUCGUUGGCACUCUGUGCUGGAGGAGGAUGUGUUGCCUACACCUCCAGUAUUCAGACCGAAGAGGCCAUCGGGACCUCAGCUGGACAUGACCUCUAAGUACAGCCCCAUGCAACUUUUUCAGCUGUUUUUCACCUCGGCAGUUGUUGAUUCCCUGGUGUCGAACACAAAUAAGUAUGGUGCUAAGAAGCAAGCAGGCAAGAAAGAGGGAUGGAAGCUAAAAACCCUGAAAGACUACUGGAAAACUGCUCCCCUCUAUCAACUGCCUUUCCUCUCCACUGUCAUAUCAUGCAAAAGGUUUCUGACAAUCUCACGGGCGCUUUAUAUCAGUGACCCAGAAGUUGAUGAGGACAAUGAGAAGAUGAAAGGCACAGCAAGGUUUGAUAGGCUGUGCAAAAUAAAACCUCUCUACCCCAGCAUCGUUGAGCCUUGCAAAACCUAUUUUCAGCCUGCCCAGAACGUUUCCAUUGAUGAGAGGAUGGUAGCUUCAAAGGCCAGAAUUGGUCUAAAACAAUACAUGCGUAACAAACCAACUAAAUGGGGUUACAAACUGUUUGUUUUGGCUGAUUCUGCGUGUGCAUACACGUGCAAUUUAUUUGUUUAUGAGGGGAAGAGCAGUUUUGCGACCGGUAAGGGACUUAGCUAUGACUCUGUUAUGCAGUUAUUAGAUUUUCAACUCCUGGGGAAGGGCUACAAACUGUUUGUGGACAACUUCUACACAAGCCCUACCCUGUUUGCAGACCUGAGGAAGCGGGAUGUGUGGGCUUGUGGCACCAUUCGGACCAACAGAGUGGGCUUUCCAAAGACAAAGGUGAACGGCAUGCCUAAGCGGGCUGAGCCGGGUACCAUGCGAUGGAUCCUUGAAGAUGGCCUGCUGUUUGUGAAGUGGAUGGAUACCAGAGAGGUGGUCAUGUGCUUCAGUAUCCACAAGUCCUUCAGUUGAGAUCACGUCGUCAGGCGUGUGAAGGGUGCUACUGGGGCAUGGACCACAAAAAAUGUCCCCAUUCCUGCAGCCAUCAAGGACAACAACAAGAGCAUGGGAGGUGACCUGUCAGAUGCACUGAUUGGCUACUACAAUGUUCUCCACAAGGCAAUGAAAUGGUCUACGUUUUUCUAUCAUUUCAUUGACGUUGCUGUGGUGAAUGCCUUCAUCCUCCAGAAGGAAAUGGCUAAGAGCUGUGGACAGCCACCCAUCUCACAGCAAGCCUUCAGGGACCUGCACAUCCAGGAGCUUGCUAGCUACAGCAAGUCCACUGCAGCACCUUCUGUCCCCUCUACCUCUGUCCCCUCUACCUCUGUCCCUUCUCCUCCAACCAGUAGUGUUCACCUGCCCAGAUUCAUCUCUGCAGGCAUGAAUGUGCCUCAGGGCAAAAGGGCACAGUAGGGAGACGUCAUUGUGUUCUGUGUCACAGGAAAUGCCCCAUCACCUGCACCAGCUGUUCAGUAACCCUCUGCUUUACAGCAGAAAGAGACUGCUAUUGGGCAUGGCAUCAGAAGAACAAUAUUGUGUAGAGGACUGAGGGUCUUCACAAUAUUGUACAUUAUACAUUGAAUGUGUGUAAAUAGUUACCCUUGUUAUUUUACAUUUAUUCAAAAGGUCAUUUUUUUGUGGUGUGGGGGGGGGUUGUUAGAAUUGCAUUUUAGUGUUUUGUAUAUAGUCAUUUACUUCAAAUGUAUCUCUGUACCAAUUCGGCCACUUGGGUACAUUUGGGCAACUUGUGUGGGACACCUGGAUGACUACAUGCUCAAUAUCAUGUAGCUCACUCAUUCCUGAAGAUAUCUUUCUGAAACCUUUUUCAAAUACUGUUGCCAUCUUAUGUUCUUCAUUCAAACCACCCCCAGCAUCCCAUCUGUAUGUUUGGAUGUUCUUGUUCAGUUGAAAGAUGAUGCAGCAACAAUAAAAACAGAAAACACA